AUGAACAUUGACCCAACAUUAAGGCGUAAGGGAGAGAUUCCCACGAUUUCAAGUUAUACCCAAGGAUCCGGGCCCUCCGCGGUCCAAAGAACUGCGCGAGUUGGGGGUGGGGUGGGAGGGGACAGUCGCCUCGAGGCCGCCAGCAAUGCARGCUCUUCCCAGCCAGACCUGCACGUCCGAGGCCGAAAUGCCUGGGGCUCUUCCUGCAGCACCCGGUGCGGCCAACCCUCGCUUCCCCAGGGCAGGGCUCAGCUCAGGUCAAAGCGACCAGCCAAGUCAGGCCCGGACCCGGCCGGCUCAGCCCGCCGGUCCGCAGCAGCCCCUGGACCCCCGCCAGCGGGGAUGGGCGUGGGCCCCUGCGGCCACCGCCCCGGCCGAGCGGACUCCGGAGGAGAGAGUGAGCCCCACCCGCUACGGCAGCCCCGGACUUACCUGCAGGGGAGAGCGGGGCUCCUGGACAGCGGCCACGGGCCCGAGGGCAGGAGCCGAGGCGGCCAGAGCACGUCCCAGGGGCCCCGAGUGUCCCAGGUGGCGCAGGGCGGGGAGAGAGGCCGGUGGGCUGCCGCGGGCCGGCGCGGCCCGUCGCAGGGGUCGCGAGGACCUGGCUCUCCCCUUAGCACCAGGCCGCCGCCGCYGCCGCCGCCAUUUUGCCUUCGACUCCGUGUCGCCGCGGCCGCACUCCGCUGCGAUUUACCGGAUGUGCGCAUUUCCCGGCGUCGCUUGCGCGGGGGCCGAGGACUGGGGGCUUCUGACUGCCGGGCCGCGGGGAGAGAGCGCGCCGCCUGCGGCCUCUCUGCUCGGGCCGGUGGCCCGCCGCCCAGCGCGUGGGUGAGCGUCGCCCCACUACGCUCCGCCUGCCGCGCCCGCUGGACCCGCUCGCGAGCGCGGCCCGAAGGCUCCCCGCCCGAGCUUGCUCGGCGUACGCAGUCGCUCCUUCAGCCAUUCGAGCUGUGCAUCCGGACGGAGAGAAGGGAGUCGCGUCCCCAGAAGCUCAAUUCUCUGGAAGCGGCCGGGAAUGGCGCUCGGAAACCUCGCUGUGGACAUGAGGAUUGGAGAUCCGAGGGCUUAAAUAAAAUCYGAUUCUUGUCUAGUGAGCUUCGAGCACGUGUGUUUUCUGAACCAGCCAGACAAUGUCGCCAACCACGACCGACCGGAUUGUUUUGGAUCUUACCCAUAAACUGAAACUCUUGUCACAAUGCUGCAUCAAUUAGAGCUGUCCAAAUGAGAAGCUGCACAGUGAAAUGGGAAACUUUUUUUUGUACUGGGCAAAAAAAGACGCCUGUAAUCCCAGCAUGCACUGUA
This is a messenger RNA of Urocitellus parryii (Arctic ground squirrel), 1302 nucleotides long. The record is from RefSeq and is a predicted model, not a curated record. Lineage: Eukaryota; Metazoa; Chordata; Mammalia; Rodentia; Sciuridae.